CUUUGUGUUAAUAAGAUGGACAAGAGCGUAGCAAACAUGACAACCUUAUACGUUAGAAUUCGAGGUUUCUUCACGAAUUUCGACGUCUAUGUUCGACCCCUGCUAGCUUAUGUCCACACUAAAUGGAAGGUUUGGACGAAGAUGACUGAAAUACUGAAUCAGCAGUUUGGCAUACGUGAAAACGCAGAGGAUGAAAAACUAAGCCAGAAGAACGUAACGAAGGUGAUGGAAAUACUAGGACUAAAUUAUGAUCCAGUUGGAGGGGAUCAGAUGCCGGAGAGAAUCGGUGCAGAUGAACUUUCACAACUAUUUGAUCAGGAGGAUCCUUGUUUGGACGAGGUGAGGGAAGCCUUUGAAGUGUUUGAUGCGAACAAAGAUGGAUUUAUAGAUGCAAGAGAUUUACAGAAGGUUUUAUGCAAUUUGGGGCUAGAAAAAGGGUCAGAGGUGGAGGAAUGCAGAAAGAUGAUCAGGGCAGUGGAUGAGAGUGGAGAUGAACUGAUUGAUUUUAGCGAGUUUGUGAAGUUUAUGGAGAAGAGUUUUAAUUGCUGAAAGCCAGCUCAUGAUUGUCAUACGUUUGCUAGGUAGGUCUUAGUCUAAAUUUCCGAUAGUAGAUUUUAUUUUUAAUUUUGCAUGUAUUGUUUUUAAUGUCGCAACCUAUUUUUUUUUAAGGGCGCAUGUCUGGACUGGAUGUUUAAGAUUAUGAAUGGUAGAGA
Molecule: messenger RNA, 713 nt
Organism: Juglans regia (Persian walnut)
Lineage: Eukaryota; Viridiplantae; Streptophyta; Magnoliopsida; Fagales; Juglandaceae
Product: probable calcium-binding protein CML46
Exons: 1
Coding region: 16-549 (177 amino acids)
Molecular function (GO): calcium ion binding
Source: RefSeq, a predicted model, not a curated record